Bactrocera neohumeralis is the source of this 1612-nucleotide messenger RNA. RefSeq names its product odorant receptor 74a (gene Or74a). Gene Ontology annotation, biological process: sensory perception of smell; detection of chemical stimulus involved in sensory perception of smell. Gene Ontology annotation, molecular function: olfactory receptor activity; odorant binding. Lineage: Eukaryota; Metazoa; Arthropoda; Insecta; Diptera; Tephritidae. Bases 53 to 1612 code for a protein of 519 amino acids. The transcript is spliced from 7 exons. The record is from RefSeq and is a predicted model, not a curated record. Gene Ontology annotation, cellular component: plasma membrane.
GACAUCCUCAGUCAAUAAACUGAAGUUUUAACGUUCCGUCAUCAUCAACGUAAUGUUGUAUUGUCCGCGUUUGAAAAACGGCAAGUUGAUUCCACUUUCUUGGCCCGUUGCAGCCUAUCGACUUUUGAAUCAUAUUUGCUGGCCACUACGGGAUGACGCAGGCUACCUGCUGCGGUUGUACGACCGCUUCUUUUGGGCGUUCGGUUUCUUCAUAUUCAUGCAACACAACGACGCUGAGCUGCGUUAUAUAAUUGUCAAUAAUAAUAAUCUGGAUGAGAUGCUAAUUUGUGGACCGACUUAUCUGGUUCUAGUUGAGAUUCAUUUAAGGGCCUUUCAGUUGGGCUUAAAGAAGGAGGCAUUCAAGCGUUUCCUGCAGAAGUUUUACGCAGAAAUCUAUAUAGAUGAGUCAUCUCAUCCCAAACUCUAUGCGAAUAUACAGAAAAGUUUGCGUCCAAUUUGGUUUUAUUCAUUAUUAUAUUUUAGCACUCUAUCGUCUUACGUAAUAAUGCCGGUAAUUAACUAUCUGAAUAAUGUCAAAGCGCCGCUCUAUAAAAUGUAUUACCCGUUCGAUAUCACGCCCAAUCCGAUUUACGUGGCCAUUGUAUUAUCAAACAUUUGGGUAGGUUUUACCGUGAUCACAAUGGUCUCUGGCGAGGACAACGUCCUAUCCGAAGUGAUGCUACAUUUAAAUGGACGUUUUCUGCUAUUGCAACAGAAAUUGCGUCACGAUGCAGAGCGUUUGUUGCACGUAGUAGACGAUAGAAAUAUUGCUGAUGGACUUCGACGUCGGAUUAUUGAAGCCAUUGAAGAAAAUGUUCGCUUGUACAAAUUCGCUGAAGAUUUUGAACGUGAAUUCUCCUUUCGUAUUUUCGUCAAUUUGUCCUUCAGUGCUGGGUUGCUAUGUGUACUGGGCUUUAAGGUGUAUACGACUAAUGAAAUGAGUUCCACUUUCUACGAAUGCAAUUGGGAGCUGGUUUUACUAAAGUCUGGAGAUACGAAAGCAAAUGUGCGUCUAAUGAAAACUUUGCUUUUGGCGAUCAGUACGAGUCAGAAACCAUUUGUUUUGACCGGUUUCAAGUAUUUCAGUGUCUCUUUGACGGCUGUUUUGAAGAUAUUGCAGGGCGCUGGUUCAUAUUUUACGUUUCUGACAUCAAUGCCUGAGCACCAAGUGAGUGAGCGCCAUAACAGCUACUCAGUGGUGCAAAUGCGCCACAAAUCGAAGACACUGUACGGAGGUACUAAAUUGAAUGAGAAGUUUUCACCAAAACACUUUGCCAUUGAGUUCGCCCAAUUCACACACCCACACACAUGCUUAUGGCGCAUACAAACUUCGCAAGGCACUCGGCACUCAAUCGACGCGCAGAAACUCAGUUGGCGUUUCACUCAAAGCGACAGCGGCAACGGCAGUGGCCUGCUGAGUGGCAAAAUAACAACAAUUUGCGGCAAGUGGCACUUGUGCGUAAAUGCUACGCCUACGCCAAUACUUGAGAAUGCCUGCAUACUUAGCCGUAGCAUUGCGGCAAAUGGCAAACACACGCAUGCACAUCUGCAAUGCGCACACAUAAACUCACUUACAGAUGUAGAUGAUGAUGAUAAAUCCAACGGUGUAUAG